GAUCCCAAUGUGCAUCAGGUAUCUUUGAAUCGACACCCUUUGCAUCUACUCACGCCACGCGCCCAACAUAUCCGCUCAUAUAUUGGGCGCUGGACACCCCAACCAACAUAGAAAUGAUCUCCAACGCGACGUUUCGCGUUAGUUCGCCUCCCGUUGUAGUUCCCAUACAAAUUUAAUAGUAAAUUAACAGAUCCAUCAAUUCUGAAGGAAUUAGUCUUUUUCCUGAUAUUCUUCCGACAUUGGGUCGUUGUGUUCUACUCUGCUCAAGUUCGUCAGUCAAGACCACCAAUCUCUAUCACCGUUUUGCCCUACCUAAUACUCACCACCACCCAUCAUGUCUAAAUAUUUACUCGAGGAGAAACGCGUGGAAUUGGCUGCUCAAUCGGUCCGUAAAGGCGAACAGCCUAAUUCAGCGGCUGCGGCGCGGCAUUUUGGUGCCCAAUCCCUAUACCGUCGUAUCCUCACCCGCCUCAAUGGCACCGGGUCCCGCUCUAGGCGGCCCGGAGAUGGUUGUUUUCGCCUGCCUCCUCCUGCAGAGCAAUAUCUCGCUCAAUAUACACGACGGUUAGGUGUACUCCGUCUACCGCCAACGAAAGCGCAGCUCAAAGCAGCUGCGGAGUUCGCACUAGAUCAAUAUAACGGUGGACCGCCGGGGUAUAUCGCUCCCCCUCUAGGCAACCCCUCCUUAAUCGUGCUUGUUCGCGUAGUCUCCAACGAAAACUAUAGCCGAAUGGCGGUCCCAGAGAACCGUGAAGCGGCUACAGUCGUAGAGGCCGUGAAUGCGAAGGGGCAUAAGAUUCCUGCCGCUCUUAUCAUGAAGGGUAAAUGUAUCCUUCAAGGAUGGGUCCAAGAUGGGAUGAAUAUCAAUAAGGAUAUACUUCUUCGUGCUACGGAGAAGGCGUUUAGUAACGAUCUAUUCGCACUCGAUUGGAUACAUCACUUUGAGAGCCAUACCAGACCGACGGGACUUUUGCUGGGAGCACGAUAUCUACCCAAUUGCCUUUCCCCCUCAUAUGACGCACAUUAUUCAGCCUCUCGACCUUACCUGUUUCCAACCGAUGAAGCAUUACCAGGGAAGCGGUAUGAGUAUGCGGUCCGCCAGGGUAUCACCGCAUACACUAAGCUGGAGUUUCUGGAUGGGAUAGGAGAAGUGAGGCAGCAGGCCCUUACCGAGGGCACGAUCCGCAGCGGUUUCCGGAAGGCUGGAAUACAUCCCUGGGAUCCUGAGAUGGUGCUCAAGAAGAUCCGCCUACCACCAAGAGAGGCUGAACAGAGACCGUUGACCCCUCCUCCUGAGCAGAGUAUACAGGAGGGUCAGGAUGCCUCUCCUGGCCUGAAGACUCCCACCACCGUGCGAGCUACACGGCGAUUAGGCAGUUUCAUCCAAGGGGACGAGAGUAUUGAUCAGCUGUGUAGAGGUGCCCAGACUCAGUCCCUUGAAGCAAAGAAGGCGAUGCAGGAUCCCUACGACUCAGAUCUCGCAAAGAAGAUGAGAUCACUUAAUGCUAGAGCGGGUAACAAAUGACGGGUCUUCUCAGGGGGGAUGAUUACGGUCGACCAAUGCAGGGCAAUCGUGGAUAACCGUGAGCAGGAGAGAAUAGAUACUCUAAGACAACACUCAAGGAGGCAAAGAGGAAGGAAACUGCCCGGAAAGAGGCGGAAAAGGCGAGGGAAGCACGCAAAAAAAGCUCGUAAGGAUCGUGAGACUAACCACCUCUGCAUCUAUAUCGUAAUCGUGGCGAUAACGCGUGAAUUCGGUGGAUGAGAGGAGUUUCUAAUUCAUGAUGCAUUUUCGACCUCGUAGUGGGAGGUCUUAAAAAGUGAGAUUCAACCCGCCCAACGCGAUUAGAAAUUAAUCCAAUCGGGAGAAUACUAGAUUGGAUGGUUUUGCAAAGAUCUACUGCCAAAUUUGUAUAUUAAUCCAUUUUGGACGCCAAAUAGAA
Messenger RNA from Eremomyces bilateralis CBS 781.70, 1943 nucleotides. RefSeq lists its product as uncharacterized. The record is from RefSeq and is a predicted model, not a curated record. The coding region runs from base 335 to 1525 and encodes 396 amino acids. The transcript is spliced from 3 exons. NCBI's taxonomy places the organism in Eukaryota, Fungi, Ascomycota, Dothideomycetes, Eremomycetales, Eremomycetaceae.